UGUUUUGGUUGGCGAUAAAAAAAAAUCGAAGAAGCAACAAAAUGGAUGAAGAAAAAGAACCGAAAAACGGUCAGUCUACCAAGAAUCUUCGAGACGCAACUCACAUACUACAAGCUGAAGCUCUGAGACAAUAUCGUCUCGCACAUUCAGGUGAAGGUCAGGAAGAAGAACUUCCUGCAGCUGAUACAAAUCCAGAGGAAGUAACAUCAGAGCAGCCUGCUGAUGGCAGUGCUGAUGUCGUCAAACCCGAUUCCCUCUCUGGUGAAAGAACAGCCUCUCCUCAAGAAAACAAAACUUCUGAGGAAGAACAAAAAGAUGACACAAUUGAGCCUCCUCAAAUUGAGGUAAAUAUGGAUGAAAAUACACCUGAUGCCACACCCACCAAGACAAAAGAAGAUGCCACACCCGCCGACACAAAAGAAGAUGCCACACCGGAAGAGGUAAAAGAAGAUGCCACACCCGUUGAGGCAAAAGAAAAUGGCACACCCGCCGAGGCAAAAGAAGAUGCCACACUGACCGAGGUUAAAGAAGAUGGCACACCCGUUGAGGCAAAAGAAGAUGCCACACCUGUCGUGGCAAAAGAGAAUACUACAUCCGCAGAGGCAAAAGACGAUGCCACACCCGCUGAGGUAAAAGAAGAUGCCACACCCGCUGAGGCAAAAGAAGAUGCUACACCCACAGAGACAAAAGAAGAUGCCUCACCUGCAGAGGCAAAAGAAGGUGCCACACCCGCUGAGGCAAAAGAGGAUGCAACACCAGUUGAGGCGAAAGAAGAUGGCACACACACUGAGGCAAAAGAAGAUUCCACACCCACUGAGGCAAAAGAAGAUGCCACACCCGCUGAGGAAAAAGAAGAUGCCACACCUACUGAGGCAAAAGAAGAUGCCACAUCCGCUGAGGCAAAAGAAGAUGCCACACCCGCUGAGGCAAAAGAAGAUGCCACACCUGUUGACGUGAAAGGAGACACCACCCCUGGUGAUGUGAAAGAAGAUGGUGAAUCUACGAAGCAAGAAGUACUGCCCGGCGAUAGCAGUCAACCAGUGGCUGCGUCCGGGGAUACAAACCAGAACAUGAAUGCGAACCCGAGCUCCGAGGAAGGUCAGGGAGGAACAGAAGGAGGGGAGGAGGCUGAGAGUGGUGUGCCUGUUAACCAAGACGGUGAAAAUCCAGAGUCCACUGAAACGGCGCCAGAGCAAGUUGCUGCCCAACAAGAAUCUCCAUCCAUUGAGGAUGGGUCAAAGGUCACUGAGGAUGAGUCAAAGGUGGGCGAUGACGCUGCAAAGGUCAUCGAAGAGGGUGAAACCAAAGAAGGAUCAGUGACCGAAGCAUUCCUGGAGAUGACGGACGAGGAGAAUAAGAUGCCAGUAGACUUCUACUAUGAUUACGAGGAGCAUGUAUCCAAGGCCAAGACAGCCGAGGACUCGGACCUCCCUGCUGAUAUGCUGACUCUCUACCACUCUUUCGGUUACGAUUGCAAGAGACUGUCCAACCUCUACAUGCUGGACGCUAACACGCUGAUCUUUGCAGCUGGUAACGUUGUGGAGCUACUGGAUAUACAGACAAAGGAACAGAGAUACAUACGUAGUACCAGUGGAGGGGGCAUCGGAGCUCUUGCUGUGCAUCCAAGCAGCAAGUACUUUGCCGUCUGUGAGAAAGGCGAGAUGCCAAACAUUAACAUCUUUGAGUACCCGUCUCUGAAGCUAUACCGUAUCCUCCGCGGUGGAACUGAGAAAUCCUACGCCUUUGCCGACUUCAACCCAGGCGGGAUGCUCCUAGCGUCGGUAGGAGGUGCCCCGGACUACAUGCUGACUGUCUGGGAUUGGAUGAACGAGACUACUGUCUUAAGAUCCAAGGCUUUCUCUCAAGACGUCUUCAGGGUGACGUUUUCUCCGGACAACGAAGGGCUGUUAACGUCGAGUGGAACUGGCCACAUCAGGUUCUGGAAGAUGGCGCUGACCUUCACUGGUCUCAAGCUUCAAGGUCAGCUGGGAAAGUUUGGCCGGACUGAGAUUUCGGACAUCCAUGGCUAUGUGGAACUGCCUGACGGCAAAGUGUUGUCUGGUGCAGAGUGGGGUAACAUGCUGCUAUGGGAAGGAGGUUUAAUCAAAGUACAGAUCAGCAGAAAGAACAAGAAGUCUUGUCACAACGGAAACAUCGAGCAGUUUGUGAUGGAUGAGGGAGAGUUGAUUAGCAUUGGAGCCGAUGGGUGUGUCAGGGUAUGGGAUUUCGAGACCAUUGAUACGGCUGACGCGGCCAACGAGUCUGGUAUAUUUGAAAUGGACUGCAUGAAUGAAUUGAAAGUGGGUAAUGACGUCCACCUGGUAUCCAUGGUCAAGUCACAAGACCCUGAGGUCCAGAGCAUCUGGUAUGCACAGGAUGCGAACGGCUCAAUCUGGAAGCUGGAUCUCUCCUUCUCACAUACCACUAGGGAUCCUGAGAGGCUCUUCUCAUUCCAUGCCGGGGAAAUCACCGCUAUCGAUACCUCUCCGGUCUCUCAACUUCUGGCCUCAUCCGCGCUUGAUCACACCGUCCGUGUUUUCGACUACGCCUCCAAAUCCCCUGUUUGCUCCACAAAGUUUAAUUCAGGUUCCACGGCCAUGCUCUGGGUACCCCAAAUCGUGGAUCCCAAAGGUAGCACGCUCUUGGCAGGUUUUGCCGACGGUGUCGUCCGUGUCUUGACUAUCAAGCGCAGAGACACUCAGGAUGUGAAGAGAGCUGCUCAUCAACAACCAGCCUCGCUGACCCUCAAGCAAGCCUUCAAACCCCACACUAAGACAGUCACCGCUAUGGCAAUCGACUCCAAAGGGGAGAUCCUCACGACAGCGGGUAGCGAUAAUACGCUGUUCUUCAUGAAUGUUGGAGAUACCUUCACUCCGAUCGGCUUCAUAGAUACUCCUGGACCCGUCACACACAUCACCUGGUCACCAAGCUUCUUUGACAAGAACUGCGUGUUGGUGUUUUGCGGUAACGGUGAAGUGAUGGAAGUAGAAGCCCCUGAACCAGGGACCUACGAUACUUCAACGACCUUCAAAAUCACUGGACUCAAGACGAGACAGAUGACGUUCAAGAGUAUCAAGUCCAGACUACGGCGAGAGGAGGAAGAGGAGCGAAAGCGAAAGGAAGAAGAAGCUCGACAGAAAGAACUGGAGAGGAAACGACGAAUCAGACGAGAGAGAGGACUAGACGAUGAAGAAGAAGAAGAAAAGAAGGAUGAGGAUGAGGAAGAACCGCCUCCAUUAUUCAUCCCUGAGGAGCCGAGCCCCAUCUUGUAUGGUGUCUACUCUCCAGAUGAUCCCGAUACAUUCUGGGUCUCUAUGGGAGCUUUUGAUGCUGGGUACCUGUAUGAAUGCAAGUUCCGUGACGACAAGGAGAAAGCUCUGAUGAUCAAACAAGGCAAAGAGGAGCAGAUCCCUGAAGCAAUCCGUACCAUACCAGUCGUAGAUGCUGAUGACGUACCCAUCCGUACUAUGCAAUUUUCUGCAAACGGCAAACAAGCCUUGCUGGGUAUGGAGAACGGAGCCAUACGCAUUCACUCACUGGACACAGAGGGCGCCAAACAAGAGCGCAUCCCCGACGACAGCCAGGCGGAUUUCUCCACCUUCGGUCCCCACUGGUCUUUGACCGUGCACGAUAACGACACGGGUGUUGUGUCGGCAGUGAAGAGGAGUUUCGACGGGCGGUUUGUCUUUACAGCUGGGCGGGAUGGCAAUCUUUUUGCUUUUGAGCUGUUGAGCCAAGAGAAGAUUGAUGAGGCUAAAGCUCUGGCUAAGGCUAAGCUACCAUCGGCUAGGAAAGGAGACGAGGAUCGCAAAGUAUCGGACAUCGACAACAAGGAUCACUACAGCAUUGAGCUGGAGAAACAGAAAUCUGAGUAUGACAAGAUGAUGCGGAAGGCUGAUGAGAAGAAGAUGGAGGUCAGACGGACCAUCGCUAAGUUCAGACGUCAGUUCAAGAAACUCCUGGAGCAGAAUCAAGACCUGCCUGACCAUCUACAGUUAGAGCGCAAGGAAUUUGAGAUGGAUCCAGGGAUCCGGAAGGAACUGGAGAAGCAGACAAAUGAUAAGAUUGAACUUGUAAGGAGGGAGUUAGCUUGGGAGGCUGAGAAACAUCGUAUCAGCUUAGAGAAACUCAAAAACAGGUUCAAGGAUGAGAUUGAGUGUGAGCGUAUUGUGGUCAUCUCCAUCCAAACCAAGCAUGAGAUCUCAACCUACAGAACCACCAAGCUCCCUCUAGAGUUCCAUCAGAUGAAAGCAGAGCUGACCCGCCGCGCCACAAUGCUGUCCGAUAAAAGCUUCCAGCGGGACCAUACGAGGGACACACUGAGCGAGAAGUCGGGACUCGGGGAUAGCAUGACCGCUGUGACAUUGAUGGCUGGAACACGCGACAUGAAGAAGUCUACAGUGCUUACCGGGCGUCACGGGGAGAAGGUCGCGAAGGCGUUGCAGAAGGCGGAGAAAGCAAGACAGAAGAGAUUGGCCAGAGAGAAACAGUGGGAGGAACUAAAUGUCAGCAAGCCUCCUGAGGACUAUGAGGAUCCCGCAGACGUCUCUGCGAUCAAAGACGCUCAGGAUCACAUGGGAGACUUCAAAUUGAAGACGGCCAAGGAUUACAGCGUACCCGAACAUCUUAGGAUGAACGCACUCAAGAAGCGUAACCAGCUCGUCACGCUGGAAGAAAUGAUCCACAAGCACAAGUCAGAGUUCAAUCACCGUCUCGUUACCCUGCGCAACAAGAAGAUUGAUCUCAUUAAGGAGAUACAGAAAUGCCUGAUGGAGCUAAAGGACAUGCACAAAGUACUGAGCGACGACCAGAAGAAGCCUCUGCCGGAGUGUCCUCAGCUGUAUCCGUGUGAAACUCCAGAAAAGAAACUUGAGUACACACGGGAGACCCUGAUGAAGUUCAAGGAGCUGAUGGUCCAGAAAGCCAUCCAGGAGAAGACUGGAGGAGACGGAGGAGGAAUGUUUGGUGGAUUCGGAGGCAGUGGUGGAGACAACGCUCCUACUGAUCAGAAAGAGAAACCGAACGGCACUCCUCUCUCUUACCGUCACUCCUCGCUGAUGUCAGCCAAGUCUCGUGCAGCCUCCAAUGCGGACGCCGUCCCUGCUCUGUCCCCGCUAGAGCAACAGCUCCUCGCCAUGGAAGAGAUUCGAAUGGUUCAUCGUCAGGACGAGCUGAUGACUCAUAUCCAAGACCUCAUCGUGAGUUUCGACGCGGAGUUGCGGAUGCUGCGACACGAGAAGUUCAGCUUUGACACUGACCUAAAGAAUGCAGAUUUGAGACGAGUGACACUGUUUGAAGAGCUGCAGCUUCUUAAAGAGUUUGAGAAGAGGGAGAAUGUCUUGGCAGCGAAGGUGGAAGGCAAAGUCAAGGAGAAAUCAGACAGUCAACUGAAGGUUGCAGAGUGUCAAACGAAGCUGGAUGGCAAACGUAAGGACAUCGAACGACUGAACGAGAAAGAGAAGGCGCUGUAUGCAAACUUCCAAGCAUCCCUAGGGGAAAACAACAAGUUUGCAGAGUUCCUGACCAAGGUCUUCAAGAAGAAGAUCAAACGAGCGAAGAAAAAGGCUCAGACUGAAGAAGGCUCGGAUGAGGAAAGCGAAGAGUCGUCCGAUGAUGAAUCUGAUUGGUCGAGUGAUGAGGAAGACAGCGAGGAGGAGAGUCUGGAUGACACCGUCUGCCCUCCAGGAUGUGAUCAGGCCCUGUUUGACAACACCUGCGCUCUCCGUGAGAAACGCUUGGACUUUGAGGAGUUACUCGCAGAAGAGAAGAAGAUUGCUGAGGGUUUGAAGAAGGAGGUUGAUGCACUGACCAAGAAGCAGAAGAUUAUCGACAAUGGCUUGAAGACGGCUGAGGCGGAUCUUGAGGCUUUUCAGCUUGAGAAGCAGCAGAAGUUGAACGAGCUUGACGUUGUCGUGACUCUCCGUUUACAUCAAGUGGAGUACAUGGUCAACGGAGCAGUACCCCAAGACAUAUCACAGUGUCUUGUCUUCAACAACGCCAGCAUGGCGAAACUACAACGACGCAUUCAAGAACUGAAGGAGGAGAAGACUGCGCAAAGACGCCACUACAAAGAACAUCGUCAGCAGCACGUCCAGCUUAUCAAAGAUCGUAAACUGAUGGAGGCGCGCAUCACUGAGCUUCAAGAGAAAUGCGAUGAGAUGAUGCGGCUGAAGUUUGGCCGCAUCAUCGAUCUGGAGAAGCUGGAGACAAUCGGAGUGAAUCGCACCGUGGAGGAACUCAAAGAGAAGCUCAAACUAAAUGAGUUUACCAACGCUGAUGAGCUGCAGAAAUGGGAGAGCAAGAUUGAUGCGAAGAAAGCCCGCAUUACCGAGCUGAUCGAAGACAACACCAUGAGACUUCAGCAGCUGACGAUGCUCGUUGGUGACAAUAAGAAUCUAGAGAAGACGCUGGAUGCAAGACAGACCAAUCUGGGUGGCGAGUUCACGGGAAGUCGGAAAGCGGACUUGGAGGAGAGAGGUCGCUUGAUCCAGCUUGUCCAGCUUCAAGCACAGGAGAUUGAAGCUCUGAAAGAGGAGAUUAGCCUUCUCUCAAGGAAGGGUGGUCACAUUCUACCCCCUACCCAGCCACCAAUUCAGCAGUCUUCAACACACAACAUGCACCCUGACCAUCAGUAAUGGUGGUAAAGAUAGUCUUCGUUCCAGCCUGAAUGGAAACAAAUUACUUCCGGAGCAUCCACUAAUAGCAGUCUGGUUAGCAGUAGAGCUAGUCUUCAUUACAGACUUCAACACAAUACAUGCAUCCUGACCAUCAGUAAUGGUGGUAGAGUUAGUCUUCGUUCCAGACUGAAUGGAAACAUUUCACGUCCAUCCCAGCCAACGAUACAGCAGUCUUCAACACACAAAAUGCAUUCGACCAUCAAUAAUGGUGGUAGAGCUAGUCUUCCUUCCAGACUGGAUGGGAAAAAUAUACUUCCAACCCAAGUUUUGGAUUGCAGUCUGGUCAUGCUGGUGAACCAUAGAGCUAGUCUUCAUUCAAGACUGGCUGGAAACAUUUCACUUCCGACCAAGUCACCGAUUACAGUCUUCAGGAUAAGAGGCCUGGGUCAUAAAUCCAAAUCCAUGGCUGUGUUUCACAAACGCAAGAAAGAUUAGUUGAAAUAGAGCAAUGUUCAACUUUUACUUUCACGUACAAUUGGACAGAGUAAAGUUUCUUUAUUUUUAUGGAACACAGAUCUAAACUAAAAAAAUUAUUUUCUUGAAACAAAAUUGUUAACGUAAUUCCGUCCUCAAUAUUUAAUCAUUUGAAGAUGCAUAGUGCUUUGUAAAAACCAGCAAUGUUUAAAUUUUACUUUCAAGUAAAAUUGGGCGCAUCAAAAAUUUCUGUUAUUUUUUACAGAACAUAGAUAUCUUAAAAGUAACAUGUGAUAAAACAAAACUGCAAAUGCAAAAAAAUAUUUCCGUCCUCAACUUUUAAACCUUCAAAUAACGUGAGUAUUGUCAUAAAAUAAGUAGAGUUUUACAAUAGAAAUACUAUAAUAGAUGUUAAAUAUUAUACAUAUUAUUUGUUCCUUUGUUCCCUGUACUUCGUGGUAUUUCAGAUUCUUAAAAUAUUUUAAGUACAUGAAAGCUCCGUCCAAAAUUGUAAACUAAGUAUUAAAGCUUCAUUUGAAAACUUUUAAAGAAGACUUUGUGAACCCGUUUACAAUACUUGUACUUCUUGACUUUUCUAACUUGUAAAUUUUGCUCUGUGAAAAAAAUUCCUUCCAUUAUUCAAUUUCAUGGCUCAGCUCUCCCCUGAAUUCUGCGCAUACGAUCACCAAUCUAUGCUUACUGUGCAAGCGCUGAGCAACAUGAAGUGCGCACGCAAGUGCAGAACUCCCUGCUUCCUUGAGCGCCGAAUCUUUGCUUACAGUAAGCGAAGCCAUGAAAUUAAGCAAAGAUCUAUUGUACAAGUACGUGCCUUACUACUAUUUGUAUAAAUUAAAAAUGUUGCCUCAAAGAAAUUCCAUCCACCAUCUAUUGUAUACUAAAUUAACAUCCGUCCAACUGUUUCUUAAAUUAACCAAUGAAUGUUCACGUGCCUUUAUAAGCAUAUUCUUUUUUUUAUCAAAUGAAUAUAGUUUAAUUUUGAAUUUAUUUGGAUCUUCCAAGUGGUUUGGGUUAAUAGUUGAUUUGAAGAUGAUACUUUUCCUGUAUUUUCAAAGUUGGUGUGAAACUGAAUAAAUACUUUGUUUUUACUCUGAGAACAAGUGUCUAGAAAGCUUGUUUUUAGGUGUUGUUUUAUAAAUACUAAGUUUAUUUAUUUAUUUUUUUUUUUUUCAAACCAAAAUGUUAAAAUAUCUGCCAGGUUGUAUCGUAAACUUUGGUGUGAUCCCUACACGACAGCUAACAGUAACAUGGCUUCUGACUGGCACCCCUGAACAAACAUAUUCACUAAUAGGGAGUCCGCCAACAUAGGGCAGGAUAGCUGGAUUUAGGUCCCGCUCUAGUUGAUUAUUCUUUGUUCAAAACUAUUUAACUGGUAAAAAAGAAACAAAAUUUAACACAUUGCUUCUUCAUGAAUGAAAGACUCAGUUGAAACUAAAGGAAAAAGCAUGUCUCGCAAAACCGACUGCUGUUUUUUGGAAAAUUUAAUUAUUAUCAACCUGAACUGUCUUAAAGGCAGUGGACACUAUUGGUUAUUACUCAAAAUAAU
Molecule: messenger RNA, 8655 nt
Organism: Asterias rubens (European starfish)
Lineage: Eukaryota; Metazoa; Echinodermata; Asteroidea; Forcipulatida; Asteriidae
Product: cilia- and flagella-associated protein 44-like
Exons: 35
Coding region: 42-6635 (2197 amino acids)
Molecular function (GO): protein binding
Source: RefSeq, a predicted model, not a curated record